AUGAGUUUAGAGUUAGAGUGGGAGUCUCCAUCAUCAUCACCUCCUACACCUCCCUCUCCACUCCCUAUUAGUUAUGGAGCAGGAAACAAUAGAUACUCUUUCUCAGCUUCUUCGACUCUAUCACCACCUUUCUCGUCUCCUGAAAAUCUCUCCUUCCUGCAUGUGCCAUCUGUAUUUUCAGUGGAUCUCCAAGAUCCUCCAGAAUCGGAAUCCAAGAGUACAUGCCUCAAGGACUUGUUGGAAUGGUUUAUACAAAGAUGUUGCUCACUAACUAAAUUUCCACUCAAUAACAACAGGUUGGAAUGGUUUAUACAAAGAUGUUGCUCUUGCUGUUGCUGUAACAAAUUUCCUUCCAUCUCUCCAACACCACAGAGCAAUGGUCAAGAUUUUGUUGCCAUACAUUACAACUCCAAAACUUUCUGCUCAAACAACAUCUAA
Molecule: messenger RNA, 438 nt
Organism: Lathyrus sativus (Indian pea)
Lineage: Eukaryota; Viridiplantae; Streptophyta; Magnoliopsida; Fabales; Fabaceae
Source: the annotation of a GenBank genome assembly